AUGGGUCGACAAAUGCACGUGUGGACGGUAUUGGGACUAUGCUUGGCGUCGGUGAUGGCGAUCCCCUUCAAGAGGGCGCCCAUGUAUGGAUGCAAAUCUGGGCAUUGUUCUAGUAAGUUGAGGGGAUUUUUUAAAAAAUUUUUUUUUGGGAUUUUGAGGAUUUAAAUAUAAAAAAAUCAUUUUAAAAAUUUUUUUUCAACUUUUGAAAAAAAAAUUUUUGGGAUUUUGAGGAUUUGAAUUUAAAAGAUCUCAUUUUAAAACCCUUUUUUUUUAUUUUUUGAAAAAAAAUCUGGAGUUUCAAAAUCAAACUUGCUCGAUAUUUUAUGAUUUUUUUUAAAAUUUUUCGACGCUUUUUUAUCUUUUUUAAAUUUUUUCCUAUUGUCACGUCGGUUUUUCUUACAAUUUCCUACUUUUUUUGCAACCUACAACAUAAUUCAACCCUAUAAUUAAACCCUGAGAACCAACGCGCUCUACCCAAUGUUCCUGAGAAUUUUCAACGCCUUUUUUUCAAUUAUUUUCUUAAUUUUCCGAACUUUUAUCAACCGACAAAACGUAGGCAAAUUAAAUUGGUAUAACCCAAUAAAUGUAAUGCAAUUUUGAAAUUGAAAUUUUAAUGAAAUUCUGCAAAAUUACAUCACAUUUUUCUCGACAUUUGCCACUUAUUCAAGCCUAUUAUCCAAUUUACUUCCGAAUUCGUCAUCCUUUUUAUCGAAUUCGGCACGAAAUCUCCUCCUCUCGAAUAGCGGGUUCACUAAUCAGCUGAUGGGGGAAAUGAGAUUUUUGGGGCCUGCGAAAUUUGAGUGUCAUCUGUUUUUUUCGCCAAAUAAAAACUUACAUUUUCAGUGUUGGUGAGUGUGCUACGUGAUCCGCGGAUGGUACCGAAUUGGAAUACAGACGCCUGGAACAAGGCGAUCACUCAAUUACACGCGUAUCAGCAGUUGUUUAGCAAUGGUAAGGCUUGAGAAACGGAUCGUAGAGGGGUUGGUUUUCAGUAACAAAAAUUUGUGAAUUUUUUUAUUACUCUGUACAACAAUUGCGUAAGAAAAAUUAACCUUAUGAUGAGCUUAUCCGAGAUUUACAGCUUGCACUUUGCGGACACCGCCGAUUUUUUUUGGUGGUCACCGGAAACGUUUUUUUCGCGAGCAUGCGUCGCGGCAAAAAGCCCUUGGAAUUUCUCGCUGCCCCCAAAUUCCGUCGCGCUCCGAAAAGUUGAUUUGUCGCUGCGAAAAACGGAAAAGGCAAAAAAACAAAAUUGCACUGUGCGAAUGCACUUUUCGGCCGGAUGCACGGUGCAAAAUGAUUUUUCGGGUUCAUGCACAGUGCAGAGUCGCAGAAAAUUCCGUCGCGCUCCGAAAAGUUGAUUUGUCGCUGUGAAAAAUGGGAAUCGCGCGCGACAAGGCAAAAAACAAAAAUUGCACUGUGCAAAUGCACUUUUUCGAACGGAUGCACGGUGCAUGGUGUUUUUUUCGGGUUCAUGCACAGUGCAGAGUCGCAGAAAAUUCCGUCGCACUCCGAAACGUUGAUUUGUCGCUGCGAAAAACGGGAAUCGCGCGCGACAAGGCAAAAAACAAAAUUGCACUGUGCGAAUCCACUUUUUCGGCCGGAUGCACGGUGCAAAAUGAUUUUUUCGGGUUCAUGCACAGUGCAGAGUCGCGGAAAAUUCCAAGGACGUUUUGUCGCAGCUGCGGCAAUUUUUUUUUGUUUUUCCUUUUGCUCUAACCGCUCUCCGUAUUUUGCAUGCUCUCUCGUCAGAAAGGCUCUUUGAAAAUCUCGGCUGUUUUUGUUGUGACGAAAUUUUUGAGUGAUAAAAAUGUAGCAAAUGUUAGGCAAAUGUGCAACGUAGAAUUAAUCGCGUCAAAGUUUCGAACUUUUCAAAAAAUCUUUUUUUUUUCUUUUCAAAGUACGUUUAGUCAGUUAUCAACUUCCUCCUUCGAAAAUAUUCGUCGCAAUUUCUGACGACUUGUUUGUCGUAUGCACCGAAUAACCCCUAAUUUGCGUGCUGAGUAUAAUUUGUGGGUCGAUUUCACAACUACUUUGAACUCGGUCCAAAAUUUUACGUCGGAAAUCAUUUUUGCUCAUAAAAAUUCUAUUAUUGUUGCGUUUCUGCAUUCAUAAUUUGGAGAGUAUUAUAAUGACGCUAAGAAUAGAGGUUGCGGAUUAAAAAACGCGCAAGAAACAAUGAUAUUGUGAAGAUGAUGAGGGUGAUGACUUAAAUUUCGCUUCCGUGGGAGCCGCGAAAGUUCUAUUUUUAGCCAAAUUUCGAGUUAAAAAGCGAACUUUUCGCCGCAAAAAUCUUUUUUAUAAUACUGUGGCCAUAAAUGUGCAUAGUUAAAGUUUUAAGAAAACGUCUUCCAUACUACAAAACCUCUCUAUAACGAACGCUUUUUAAGGCCGGAAUAGUCAUUUUUUGUCCAAAGUAAACCUCUGUGAAACAAUGCCCUUCUAUAACAAAUAAUUCUUUUAGACCUUUGCCAUUCAUUAUACAGGGUUUUAACAGUGCCUAGGAGGUUCUUCACCGGUUUUUAACAGUAAUCUAAUAGCCAAUUUUUCCCCUUUUUCCAAUUCAAAAAGGUUUACAAUUACGGUUCAGAAAACAAAUCGCAUUUUAAAAUUUGUAAAAUGCGAUUUUCAAAAGAUUUUUAAACCUUUUUAGAACAUUCAGCGAUGUUUCUAAGUCCGUAUUUUAUUGAAAAAAGUUUUCGUCAUCAGAUGAGUAUCAUCUCCGACUUCUGAAGAGUUUUUUGCGUCAUAUCUUGAGGUUUACGACUGGACUUUUGACUUCGUUGCCAAAAGGUUAUGCAAUGCCAAGAGUUUUGAUAUAAACUUUUGAAAUUAAUAGGGGCAAACAAGUCAAUUAUUUAUUGAAGUAGCUUUAAAAUUAAUUAAAAUUUAUGUUGUUGAACCUAUUUUUUAUCAUUUUUAUAACUUUGAAAAAGACAGUAUAAGUUCUGUACAGCAAAAUUCCAGUCAAAAUCUAUCUAUAAUAAACAAUUUCAUAGGUUCAAAAAAAGAAAUUUUACAGUUUGUCCAAAAUGAACCUUCCUACAAUAAAACCCUUCCAUAACCAACAAUUUUAAAGGUCUUGAUUUGUUGCGCAGAGUCUUAAAAUUUUUAACUUUUUUAAACACCUUAUUUCACAUUUCUUUUUUCCAGAAGAUGACAUCGAAGAUCCCGAAGAGAGCUCCCGCCGAAGACGACGUUCGCUGCCCGAAUUGGAACUCCCGCCUCGUUUUAUUCCAAUAAUAAAAAACUUUUAA
Bursaphelenchus xylophilus (pine wood nematode) is the source of this 3257-nucleotide messenger RNA. The record is from the annotation of a GenBank genome assembly. NCBI's taxonomy places the organism in Eukaryota, Metazoa, Nematoda, Chromadorea, Rhabditida, Aphelenchoididae.